AUGGAUUUGGAUAUUCUCUGUUUCAACAUAGCAACGCUGAUUGCUGGGGUAUUCGUGCUUGACUAUGGAGCAGAUACAUUCCUCGACCACACUGUUAUCGUCGGACGGCGGCUUGGCAUAUCGCCGACCCUAGUUGCUCUUCUGACAGCUGGAGCUGAGUAUGAAGAGCUGGCUGUAGUUAUUGCAGCAAUCCUGCAACACCGCAGCUCCCUAGCCCUUGGCAACCUAAUGGGAUCUGCGAUUGCGAGCAUCCUCGGCGCAUUCUCGCUGGGUCUUCUAUGUCAUCCUGGUAACAUGGAAUUCGAUAGUAGCGCAAAGAUGUAUACUGGGAUUCUGCUUUCAGUCACCACCCUGUUCGUCGUCCUGGCCUUUUUUAACCUACUGAAUAAAGUUACGGGUGGGAUACUCGUCGCUGUUUUCGCCCUCUAUAUUAUCUCUAUUGGUUAUGCCAUCUAUAAGGGUAUUACUGACCCUCCUCAGAUGUCAGACAGUGACAGCGAGGUUGAAGAGGGUGAGAACGAAAGGCUUUUACGGCCACUUUAUCAGCACGUCUUCCAACUGCUUGUUGGCCUAUGUGCGCUUUCUUUAUCCGGGUAUAUUAUAGCUCAUAGCGCCGGCACCAUCGCGGACUCCUUCAAGCUGUCGGGGACUGUCUUUGGACUCACUGUGAUUGCCUUUGCUACAACCCUUCCUGAGAAGCUACUUUCUGUGCUAAGCGGCUUUCGCGGGCAAGGGGGCAUUGUGGUUGCGACCACAGCAGGGAGCAACAUAUUCCUGCUGACGCUCUGCGUCGGCAUUGUUGCUAUUGCGGGAGUUCCCGUGAACGGAACGGAUACAUUUGUCCUUUUUGACCUCGUGAUAGUUUGGAUGUCUGCUUUAUGCUUUGUAGCGGUUGUUUUCCUCGGACCGAGUCGGACUGCUGGUCUGGUGUUUUUGGCUGCGUAUAUCAUGUUCUUGGUCCUUGAGUUCACAGUGUACAAACACUGA
Molecule: messenger RNA, 987 nt
Organism: Aspergillus alliaceus
Lineage: Eukaryota; Fungi; Ascomycota; Eurotiomycetes; Eurotiales; Aspergillaceae
Product: sodium:calcium antiporter
Exons: 3
Coding region: 1-987 (328 amino acids)
Biological process (GO): calcium ion transmembrane transport; intracellular calcium ion homeostasis
Cellular component (GO): membrane
Molecular function (GO): calcium, potassium:sodium antiporter activity; calcium channel activity
Source: RefSeq, a predicted model, not a curated record